Rangifer tarandus platyrhynchus (Svalbard reindeer) is the source of this 1332-nucleotide messenger RNA. Lineage: Eukaryota; Metazoa; Chordata; Mammalia; Artiodactyla; Cervidae. The record is from the annotation of a GenBank genome assembly.
AUGUCUGAGAUCCGGCAGUUACUGCAUGUGAUCUUUCCAGGGAGACCCCGCCCGUAUGAUUAUCGGGAAAUGCUGCACAAUGCCACUUUCUGUCUGGUUCCUCGUGGUCGCAGGCUUGGGUCCUUCAGGUUCCUGGAGGCUCUGCAGGCUGCCUGUGUCCCUGUGAUGCUCAGCAAUGGAUGGGAGUUGCCAUUCUCUGAAGUGAUUAAUUGGAACCAAGCUGCCGUCAUAGGCGAUGAGAGAUUGUUAUUACAGAUUCCUUCUACAAUCAGGUCUAUUCAUCAGGAUAAAAUCCUAGCACUUAGACAGCAGACACAAUUCUUGUGGGAGGCUUAUUUUUCUUCAGUUGAGAAGAUUGUAUUAACUACACUAGAGAUUAUUCAGGACAGAAUAUUCAAGCACAUAUCACGUAACAGUUUAAUAUGGAACAAACAUCCUGGGGGAUUGUUCGUCCUACCACAGUAUUCGUCUUAUCUGGGAGAUUUCCCUUACUACUAUGCUAAUUUAGGUUUAAAGCCCCCCUCCAAAUUCACUGCAGUCAUCCACGCGGUGACCCCCCUGGUCUCUCAGUCCCAGCCAGUGUUGAAACUCCUCGUGGCUGCAGCCAAGUCCCAGUACUGUGCCCAGAUCAUAGUUCUAUGGAAUUGUGACAAGCCCCUUCCAGCCAAACACCGCUGGCCUGCCACUUCCGUGCCUGUUAUUGUCAUUGAAGGAGAAAGCAAGGUGAUGAGCAGCCGUUUCCUGCCCUAUGACAACAUCGUCACAGACGCUGUGCUCAGCCUUGACGAGGACACCGUGCUUUCAACCACGGAGGUGGAUUUUGCCUUCACCGUGUGGCAGAGUUUCCCCGAGAGGAUUGUGGGGUACCCCGCACGCAGCCAUUUCUGGGACAACUCUAAGGAGCGGUGGGGCUACACGUCCAAGUGGACGAACGACUACUCCAUGGUGUUGACGGGAGCUGCUAUUUACCACAAAUAUUAUCACUACCUUUACACCCAUUACCUGCCAGCCAGCCUGAAGAACAUGGUGGACCAAUUGGCCAACUGUGAGGACAUACUCAUGAAUUUCCUGGUGUCUGCUGUGACAAAAUUGCCUCCAAUCAAAGUGACCCAAAAGAAGCAGUAUAAGGAGACAAUGAUGGGACAGACCUCUCGGGCUUCCCGCUGGGCUGACCCUGACCACUUUGCCCAACGACAGAGCUGCAUGAAUACGUUUGCCAGCUGGUUUGGCUACAUGCCGCUGAUCCACUCUCAGAUGAGGCUGGACCCCGUCCUCUUUAAAGACCAGGUCUCUAUUCUGCGAAAGAAAUACCGAGACAUCGAGCGGCUUUGA